Messenger RNA from Bipolaris oryzae ATCC 44560, 2439 nucleotides. Its product is annotated as glycoside hydrolase family 63 protein. The coding region runs from base 1 to 2439 and encodes 812 amino acids. Gene Ontology annotation, cellular component: endoplasmic reticulum membrane. The record is from RefSeq and is a predicted model, not a curated record. Lineage: Eukaryota; Fungi; Ascomycota; Dothideomycetes; Pleosporales; Pleosporaceae. Gene Ontology annotation, biological process: oligosaccharide metabolic process; protein N-linked glycosylation. Gene Ontology annotation, molecular function: Glc3Man9GlcNAc2 oligosaccharide glucosidase activity. The transcript is spliced from 3 exons.
AUGACGCGCGACAGCAGACAUGGUACCCUCUGGAAGGGGCUGGCAUGUCUUUUUGCACUCCAAUUGCCCCUCGUGGGCGCGCAGCUGGCAGAGGUAGAGAAGGCUACCAAUGCCAGCUUGCUCUGGGGGCCCUAUCGUCCAAACUUGUACUUUGGCGUCAGGCCACGCAUUCCUAAGAGCUUAAUGGGCGGGUUAAUGUGGACCCGAGUGGAGGACUAUCAAAGUGUGCAGAAUAAUUUCCGACACACCUGCGAGCAGCAUGAGCUAGACGGCUACGGCUGGGAUGAGUAUGAUGUGCGUAGCGGCGGCCGACAAACAAUCCACGAUCCUGCGAACAAAAUCGACAUCACCACCGAGUUUAUCAAGUUCCCAGGUGGAGAACACGGCGGCAGCUGGGGCGCAAGGAUCAAGGGAACGCCGCGAGAAGACGCCAGCCCGAAUCUACGUACAACGGUCAUCUGGUACAACACGCUCGAAGGUUUGGGUAGUCUGGAAGUCGCAGAUGCUGACACGGAAGAGCCGGGUGUCAAAGGUGAUGUUGUCUUGAAAGGGCAGACGACUGAGCUUGGUGACUUUGAAGUCAGGGUCACGGAAGGCAAAGGCGAGCACCCCGUCACUGGCCAUCCGAGCUGGGACGAUAAGCCUUUGGACAGGACACUGGUCCAUAGCGGACAAAUACCCGAUGAGGCGCUAUGGCAGGUCAAGGCUAUUCUGUUCGCACACAUGAAGGGUCAGAUUGAUGUCUUGAUCCCAAAGUACGACGAGCAAAACCCCCCACCCCCUGCUCAGGUUUACACCAUCCAGCAUUUGCCUGGCCAAGGAAAUAUGCACAUUGUCCAAAAGGUCUUUGAGGGGCCAUUCGAGUUCGAUGUCAUCUUCUCAUCCGGGUCUGCUCCUGAAAAGGUUACCUCGCAAGACAUUACCCAGCAGAUUGACUCGGUCACUUCAAGCUUCUCAUCUCGCUUCACCAAAAUCUUCGAACCACAAGCUCCUUUCCUCAAAGAGCGCUACGAGGAGUUUUCAAAGUCGCUAUUCUCGAACCUGAUCGGCGGUAUCGGCUACUUCUUUGGAGACUCUCGUGUCGACCGCUCCUACGACCCUGCUUACGAAGAGGACAGUGAAGGGUUUUGGGAGGAGGCUGCCGAGGCACGAAGCAGGAACGUAGCCCAGCUCGAGGGGCCUUCGGAGCUUUUUACUGCAAUUCCAUCUCGGCCAUUCUUUCCACGUGGCUUCCUUUGGGACGAAGGUUUUCAUCUGUUACCCGUCAUUGACUGGGAUGCUGACCUCACUCUUGACAUUAUCAAAAGUUGGUUCAAGCUAAUGGAUGAAGAUGGUUGGAUCGCCCGUGAGCAGAUUCUCGGUCCCGAAGCCCGCAGCAAGGUGCCUGAAGAGUUCCAAGUACAAUACCCUCACUACGCGAACCCACCAACGCUCUUCAUGGUUAUCACUUCCUUCCUCGAUCAGCUCGAUGCGAUAAAGACGGACACUAGCAGCGAAAAGCUUCGUCAAGAAAAGUCCUACUCAAUGCAACUGUCGAACCGCGAGGCAGCACUCGAAUAUCUCCGCACUCUCUACCCACUGUUGAAGCGCAACUAUUUCUGGUACCGCAAGACACAGGCUGGUGAUAUCAAGAGUUAUGAACGUCAGGCCUUUUCUUCGAAAGAGGGCUACCGCUGGCGUGGACGUACCCCAACGCACAUCCUUACCUCUGGCCUUGAUGACUACCCGCGCGUUCAGCCACCGCACCUUGGGGAGCUCCAUGUCGAUCUCAUCAGCUGGAUGGGUAUGAUGACGCGUGCAAUUAAGCGCAUCGCAAUCUACCUCAACGAAGAAGACGACGCAACCGAGUUUGCUCGCUACGACGAAGCCAUCACCCGAAACAUCGACGACUUGCACUGGUCCGAAAAAGACCAAACAUAUUGCGACGCCACUAUCGAUGACUAUGAAGAGAACGCGCUGGUCUGCCACAAGGGAUACAUUUCUCUAUUUCCUUUCAUAACAGGCCUGAUAGACAAGGACAGCAAGAAGCUCGGUGCAGUCCUUGACCUAAUUGAGGAUGAGGAAGAGCUCUGGAGUCCCUACGGAAUCCGCAGUCUGAGCAAGAGCGACGAAUUCUACCAUACUGCCGAAGAUUACUGGAGAGGACCAGUCUGGAUGCCAAUCAACUACCUAGCCGUAACCCAACUUCUUAAACUCGCACAAUCCCCGGGCCCUUACCGUGCACGCGCCACGAAAAUUUACACGGAGCUUCGCAAGAACCUGGUCAAGACGGUGUAUGAGAGCUGGAAGGAGACGGGGUUCGCGUGGGAGCAAUAUAAUCCUGAGACUGGAAAGGGGCAGCGGACGCAGCAUUUUACGGGGUGGACGAGCUUGGUGGUGAAGAUUAUGGCGAUGCCGGAUUUGAGUGGCGAGGAGGUGAAGGAGAAGGAUGAGUUGUAG